Molecule: messenger RNA, 1269 nt
Organism: Protobothrops mucrosquamatus (brown spotted pit viper)
Lineage: Eukaryota; Metazoa; Chordata; Lepidosauria; Squamata; Viperidae
Gene: CDCP2
Product: CUB domain containing protein 2
Exons: 5
Coding region: 1-1269 (422 amino acids)
Source: RefSeq, a predicted model, not a curated record
AUGCCCCAGAUGCUUCUCAAACACUUUUUCACCGUAAUUUUCUUGAGCACAGCAAAUGGAAUAAAUGCCAAGACAGAUGUUUGUGGGGGUGUGCUCACAGGAUUGUCUGGAUCAAUUACAAGCCCUGAUUACCCAGAGAAUUAUCCCAACAAUGCUGAAUGCCAUUGGGUCAUCCAAGGAACAUCCAACUCCAUUAUCAAACUGAUUUUUGUUGACUUCCAGAUGGAACACAGCGAGCAGUGUAAUUUUGACUAUGUGGCCAUCUUUGAUGGGCCCACAAUGGAAGAUACGCUUCUCAGUUACUACUGUGGAAACACGAAACCUCCAGAGGUGGUAUCUUCUGCACAUGAACUGUUGGUUGUAUUCAAAUCAGACUUUAACAUUGCUAACAAAGGCUUCAAGGCAUAUUUCUUUUCAGGUGCAUGUCAGGAGGUAUAUACUGCUGUCAAAGGAAAUUUCUCCAGUCCUCAAUAUCCACACUCUUACCCCAAUAAUAUCAAGUGUCGCUGGACCAUCCAGUUGCCGCUAGGUUAUCGAAUCAAAGUUUUUUUCCUGGACCUGGAUCUCGAGGGACGGAACAGUCUGACAGAUGGUUGUGAUUAUGACCAUUUGGCUGUGUUUGAUGGAGGUACUGAGAAGGCAUCUCUGCUAGGAAAGUGGUGUGGGAGAGAAAUGCUAUCUCCAAUUAUAUCCAGUAGAAACAACUUGCUGUUGGUUCUUCACACUGACAGGAAUACAGCCAAUCGAGGUUUCUCGGUAGCAUAUUUUGGAGUUGUCCCUAUGAAUGUCAGCUGCACAAGGACAGAAUUUCAGAUCCAAAUCCUCACACAGUCUUUGGCUCAGCUGGAGCGAAAUAAAAUCUACUUAGGAGUCCCCUCCUGCCCUGCACAAGUGGUUGGCUUGACCUUUCGGAUACAUGCAAGAUUUGAAACCUGUGGCACAGAACCGCAAAAAAGAAACAACACGUCUGUGAUUGUCAGCAUUCUGUACAUUGACUUUUCCGAUGGAAACCAAGAGGAUAUUCAUCAAUACGAAGUGCAAUGUGAGCCUAAAAGGAAAGAGGCCCUUGUGAAUCUGAUCUCGGGCUCUAAUUCCUAUAGGCUGAACCAGUAUGCUGAGAAUCUGGUGGAGUCCCAGCCAAAGGAUGUAGGCGUGGCAGAUGUCUAUGAAAGCAAGGCUCAAGAUACCAGUGACUUUGUCUUCAUCAGCAUCUGCGUCCUUGCUGGGGUUCUGAUGGUGAUUGCUAUUGUUGGGUUAGUCUUAUUAUAG